GUACUGCAACAGAUGCAAGAAGCACAGACUAGCGGUGAAGAAGCUGGACAUAUGGAGUCUACCACCCAUCUUAGUGAGUAACAGUAUUGCUGAUAAAGCACACUGUAAAUAUCUUGCAAAAAAGCAGUUAUCUUGAAAUCAAAACUGUUAUUAUGUCAGUCAUCUUACAAACGAGAACAAAGAGUUUGACCCAUUCAACCUUACCAAGUUCCGUUUGCUUACAGUACACUGAGUUUCACUUCAUAAUGGUUCAAGAAAUCUGGACUGUUGUCGUCCGUGACUGUAUUAUUUUAUAGUGUCAGUGACAAAAUUCAGUAUGUUACAUACACCAUGCCUCUUUGCACUCUGUUACUCUGUUGGCCUCCACACUUGCCUGCCUGCAGGCCUGCCAACUUAAAAAGUGUGUCUGGUUUUAGUAAUGGUAUUUAUUUACGGGGAUGGGACAUCAUUCCAUCACCAACCCCCCAAACCUGGAGAGCCAGAUGUUGCGGCAAUGGUUUAUGGUCACCUCACCACUAAAAGAUCUCGCCACCACAUAAUAACUCUGCAAUAAUCGACACUGUUUACUUACCUGGGAUUGUUGCUUCUUCCUCAAGACCAAAUAUAAUUCUAUCGAUUGUAAUUGACACCUAGCGUCAAACUUGUCAUAUUAAGUUUUAUUUUUUUGUGAAUUAUUGCGACUUUUUAAUACCUUAAUACGGCUUAUUUGCAUCGCUCGAGAGGUGCGAUUUGUUUAAAAUCCAACAGCCUUUCUUAUGAAAGCGGGUUAAUAUUGUCACUUGAACCUUACCUCCUUAAAUUUCAUUGCAAAUUUAAAGUGAAAGAAUUCUUUUUAGAGACUUGACCUCGUGGCGAUUACAUUGGUGGUGAGAUAGUCUGGUGGCUAGGUGACCGGAUACCGUUGCAAUAGACGAUAUUCGUAUUCCCCGACGGCCCUGGUACGAGAGACUUCACAGCAUGAUUGCGAGGCUAAAGCGGGGAACUUUUUGGCAAAAACACAAACAAACAUUGGUUAGUCGCGGCUGAAUCGCUGCAAAACGAUAGAAAUCAGCAAAAAACUGCAAGAUUUAAAAGCUGAAACCUUACAGGUAAGCUAAAGGGAUAUCUGUUUCAAAAAACAAAACUUCGGGAAGAGCUGGUCGUCCUAACAGCAAAAUUUAGAAAGCCACGAAACCAAAAGAAGAAACAAGAAGUAAUCUAGAAAAUGGUAUAUUGUGUCAAAAUAUCAAUACUCGAAUCCUUUUUAUAUAAUUUUCUUCUUAUAGAGUGUUUUCACAUGACAUCACGGCGGCCAUAUUGGUGUCCUAAAACAAUGAAACGGCGGCCAUGUUGGUGUCCCAAAGCAGUCCUCUGGGAGUUGAACUCUUUUCUUAUGCAAACGCUUUCUUUUGAUCCAAUAAAUUUGCAUAGACGUUGACCACGUGAGUGAAAACACUCUAUUAUUAUUCUUUUUCUUUUGUGUGUAUCUGUAGUGUGGAGUUUAAACUGCUCAGUAUUAUCGUCUGUACCAAACUCAUUGUUCAACUGCGUGCAGGUUUUUGUACUCUCGCACAGUUGUUAUCGAAGAUAAUGUAACUUAAAUUUAAAAAUAAACUUUACCGAGUCAUCUUUGUUCAAACCCGUUUAACUUCCUUAAAAUGCACAUGGACUGUGUGCAGAACGUUAAGCCCCGUCCUGAUAAGUAAUUAUCCACUGAAUGAGUCGUUUGGUUGACUUCAAAUACACAAGAUUUUGCAUCCGCUCUGUUAGAAAAUUUCAACUGCAACUAGGUGUGAUAACAUCACUGUUAACUUUAUCGCAAGCUUUCGAUAAUCACGUCUAUUUCAAUAAAAGGUAUUCUUCAAAAAGUUUAAAGGACACUGAAAAUUACAAUAAAAUGGCUUCGGGGAGUUUGAGAACAUCUCUGUUAAUAUUACAUGUAAAUUAUAAACUCGCUCACCAAGCACUCUUCUCAUCAAUGUAAUUAUGGUUAGGAUGGCUGUUUUUCUUAGUAAUAAUGACCAGAUAUUCCUUUUGUUGUUUGAAAUAAUGAUCUCUCAAGCAUUUAAGCCCUUAGCAACUUUACAAUGUUAAAAAUUUUCCUUAAAUUCGGCAAACUCAGCCACAGUUUUCUCAUAUUUGUUUUUCCUCUUGGCGAGAAGUUCCCCGCAUGAGCCUUGCAUUCAUGAUCAAGGCCUACUCGUCCCAGAACUGUCGGAGAAUACGAAUACUGUCUAUUCGUCUGGUCUUUCACCCAAAACCUUCCCAGCACGGUUAUAGCUACCACCCACCCGGAACCAAGGCCCCAGCUUGCAUAGCUUUCAAUUCAGGGUCAUCAAGGUACACAAACCUCCCCUCCAUGCAUGUUAAGGUGCAUCGCUUUGGGAGGAUUUUAUGCUAUGUGUAAACGGACACAACAGUGGUGGCCAACAACUCCCAGCACUGUUGGAUGUUACAUGUUGCGCCUGGUUGCACACCCUGUAGCAUGUUGUUGUGAGUUGUUGCACAAAGUUUGAAACCGGUCAAACUUUAAGCUACCGUAAAAUUCCUUAAAUAACCCCUGGGGCUUAUAUUUUUCAAAAGCCCUUUUUGAGGGGCUUAUUUUUGGAAGGGCUUAUAUUCAGAGGGGCUUAUGUACAGAGGGAAAUUUGCGUUUCAAAAUGAUUGGGCCAGCCUUAUGGUUGGAAGGAAAUUUACCAUUUUUGCUUUGUUUUACUUUGUAAAGUUAAGGGUAAUUUCUUAUAUUUGGAGAGGCGAUUUAACGGAGGGUCUUUUGCGUUAUCUGUUUAGGGGGCUUAUAUUUGGAGGGGCUCAUACGUGGGAUGGGGGGGGGGACUUAUUUUCGGAAUUGUACGGUAUGUGCAAACAGACUUAACAACUCCCAACAACGUUGGGAUUUGUCGGCCAACAAUGUUGCAUCCGUUUGCACAAGGCUUUACAUUUAACACCAUUUCUAUUCCACUGGCAGGUUAUCGACUUGAAGCGAUUUCAGUUAGUUAACAACCACUGGGUGAAGUCAAAUAAGAUUGUUCAGUUUCCCAUGGAAGGCUUUGAUCCUUCAGCUUUCCUGGCUAAGCCGUCCAGAAGUGGAACAUCAAGUGCUAUUACGUCAGAUGGCGGAGUCACCACAGUCAAUGUCAAAAGCAGUGAGGAACUGGUGAACGACGAGGAGACUGAGGAGAGGAAAGAAGCAACCACACGGCAGGGGAGUGAAGUGAGUACAGACAUCACUCUGUUUGCCUUAUGUGACAAAGUACGGUUAGGGGUAGUGUUGGGAAUCAGCUGGGAUCUUUCGUAGUCCUACAUCUGAAAUAAUCGGAUUAACCCAACCAAUUGAUCAUUGAUUAUAAUCAGAGAAAUCGCUUUGUAAGAAUUCCAUUUAUUGUUGUCCUCUCUGUCUUUCUGUGUUGGUAGAGCCUAGGGAUGUGCUAUGAAAUUUUUGACCUUCACAAAAAUGUGGUUUUUCAGUCUCCAAUCCCCUGUCUUAAUAAAGCUUGCUAAAGUAAUAGACCUUUAUUCGCUCUAUGUAUUAUGCUGAUUACUCAGUGUAGAAAAUCUUGAGAUGUUCUUCGGAGAUUUCAUUCCUUGUCUUUGUUAGCCUGUGCACCACCCCUCUCCCCUCGCCUUCCCUCAAAACAAUCAGGGAGAGAGUUCCCCUCUGAUUUUUUUUAGGGAAGGGCGUGGCUGUACAUUAUCUAUGUCUUCUUGGAAGUAAGGAGUACGUGAUGUGUCCACUACUCUGAUUCUCCAUUGGGUAUUGUCAUGUGAUCUCAAAAGGAACAGCCAAACUACAAAGUGAAUACGGUCUAUUUUGAUGGACCCCUUAAAACUGAUUCUCACACAGCUGUGGUUGUUUUAGAGUCUCACUAAUGUAAUUUAUUUUCUAUGCAGGAGUCAUCGUCCCAAAGUUCAGCUGGAGAACUAAGUUCAAGUCAAGUUGAACUCAACCAAAACAGCAAGCCUCCCUCGCGCCAUUCCUCGUGUUUAAGCCUUAACUCGGCCAAGGUUCACCCGGAAGUCUCGUCAGAGAACUCUGCACCUACCCCCGUAGAAAGACGAAGCACUUCGGACUUCAUUGUGUCAGAUUCUGCAGAAUCGCAGGGUACUCAACGUGAAAAUGUGCGUAAAGUGUUGGCGGCUUCGAGAAGUGAAGGCUCACAAAGUGAGAUACCAACGUACAGGAUAUACGCCAUGUCGGUAUGUCGAAUGAAGGUCAAGUAAACUGUUAGUGAGUCGCAUUGUUCAAAACUCUUUCAGUUUUUCUUACUUACUCUGUUGGGUUUAUUUUAGUGUCACACAGGUGUUCUGGGCGGAGGUCAUUACAUUUCAUAUGCACACAACCCAAACAGCAAAUGGUACUGUUAUAAUGACAGUAGCUGUAAGGUUAGUACUGGAUCAACAUGUUUAAGAUGGCGGUCAUACUGUUUUAAGGGUUUCUAUCAAGUGGUGAACCUUUAUUAAGUGGUCAACUGGCUAUUUCUAGGUUUAUUUUGGUUUGACUGUAAACCAUUUUCACGAUGGCCUUAUUUUACCACAACUAAAGCCUCGUGCAAACCGACGCAACAUUAUUAGCCAACAUCUCUCAACAUUGUUGGGAGUUGUUGUGUCCGGUUGCACGUAGCUAAAAGUUUGACCGGUUUCAAACUUUGCGCAAUAAUUCCCAACAACACACAAUAACAUGCAACAGGGUGUGCAAACGGACGCAACAUGUAACAUCCAUUUGCUCCGGGCUUUACAUGCUGGGAGUUGUUGCGUCCGUUUGCGCGUAGUUUAAGAAGGACGCUUUUAGGACCGCCAAUAAGUUUCCGCCUAUGUGCGUCUUAUAGAGAUUGAAAUAAAGGUAGUGAAGAAAGGCAGGGACCAACUCUAGGUGUCCGUCUUAUAGAGGUGUCCGUUAAGAAAGAAUUGACUUAAUUACGACAGUUGUCUUGUAUUAUGGAGGUAACCAGGUUGAUAAUGUUUUCGUUUGCUUCUCUUGUUUCAGGAAUGUGACAAUACAAAGCUUCAAAAGGACUCGCCCUACAUGUUAUUCUAUCAACAGGACGAUCUAGAGGAAGGAAUGUUUCUUCCCAACUUCAAUGGUCAAACGCCUGACUCAGCCAGCGAUGACGAAGAAUAUGAGAACGAAGUGCGUAGACUGUGCGUCGUUCAAUGAAGAUCCUUGGAGCCGGGGACGGGGGAAGAAUCUUAUAAUUUAUACACAUUUUUUGUAUUGAAAUCUUCAUUCAAUGAAUAGUUACGCGAGCGUAAAUUAUCAGAAAUGUUGUAAAUAUAUCGACACGGAGAAUUUUAUUUUUAAAUGCCUUUAAUGCAGAUGAUGAAAUUAUUGUAACAGUGCGUACAGGGUCGCGCUUCCUGUACAAGUAAAAUUUAGAGUUGAGAGAUGAGAGACUGGCAAACGGGACCAAAAUGCGACUGAGUAGGGAGAGGACGUGUUUGUCGCCUCAGCCUCCCCUCCCUCAUUGUCUUUAGCCCUUUACCUUGGUCUUGCAGGGGGUACCCCAUUUCGUACUCUCUCUGACAAGUAUUUGUGUUCCGUGUGCUUUUUGUCCGUCAUUUUUGUGUAAACAUUUUGUUGUUUAUUGUCUUUAUUCCUCAUACUAUAAAGAAGAUAUGGUCCCUUUAAAGUACUUUAGUAAUUUGUACUGUGAAAGAUGAGGACUUCGCAUGCGAAGUUGCUGUACUUAAAAAUAUGCGAAUCAGAAUGGUGUCACGGUAUUCUGUGCGAUCCAGGUACUUCUAUUCUUGUUAUUGUUGCUUCUUUUGAUGUUUUUUCUUUUUGCGCAACAAAACGUUCUCCUAUGAGCUGUCGUUUAAGAAGGUGCCUUUUUUUUUUUGUCUCGGCAGCUCAUUUGGGGAAAGUUUGCUGCGGGUCCCUCUCCUAACAUUCGUAUUUAAUUAUUCCAUGUUUUUUCCGGCGUGAUAAGCGAUGACAAUCUAUUUCAAUUGAUAAUAAUCGAUAGUAAAGUUUGUAUUGAACUAGGGGCUCUGAAUUAAUUGUUGUCAAUGUUGUUAAAAACAAACAUUGUAAAUUGAGCGCCCUUUAUUCAACAUAAAAAAACUGACAACAAUAUACAAUAUUCCUAAUUCAGCACGAAAGAGUUGGAAAAAUAAUGCGAAAAAUCCAAGUCGUGGAUCGAAAACAGAUUGAAAGAGAGUGUAAAUUUAUGUGGCCCGUGCUAGCCGGGCCGGUAGGAACGCCUGAAGUACUGUCAAGUGUACGCCACGCGCAAAUUCUGCAGUUAUUUCAGGCUGAGAUUGUUAAGAUUAUCGAAGUAGUAACCAACGACGUUAUAGUGGAAUUAUUCCCUUCUCUUGUUUCACCACCGUGACUUCAAGUGUCUAACUGCCUUGCAGAAAAAAAAAAUUACAUCUAGUGAAGCCAAUUCUUGAUAACACAUCCAGUCCAUACUUAAAAUGGUCUCCUCUUUUG
Messenger RNA from Porites lobata, 6412 nucleotides. NCBI's taxonomy places the organism in Eukaryota, Metazoa, Cnidaria, Anthozoa, Scleractinia, Poritidae. The record is from the annotation of a GenBank genome assembly.